Molecule: messenger RNA, 2298 nt
Organism: Entrophospora sp. SA101
Lineage: Eukaryota; Fungi; Glomeromycota; Glomeromycetes; Entrophosporales; Entrophosporaceae
Source: the annotation of a GenBank genome assembly
AUGAAAUUAACAAUCAUCUCAUCAAAUACAAACUUUACUGCCAUUCGUGCCUGUAAGACUGCAGCUGAUGAACGAACUGUCAUACAAAAAGAGUCAGCAGCAAUACGUACAAGUUUUAAAGAAGAAAAUAAUGAUGCACGACAUUCAAAUGUGGCAAAACUACUUUACAUUCAUAUGUUGGGUUAUCCAGCUCACUUUGGUCAAAUAGAAUGUUUAAAACUGGUUGCUUCAAAUAGAUUUGCAGAUAAAAGGCUCGGAUAUUUGGGAAUAAUGCUUUUAUUGGAUGAGAAUCAAGAAGUAUUGACUUUGGUUACUAAUUCUUUGAAAAAUGAUAUGAACCAUGCAAAUAUGUAUGUUGUAGGAUUAGCUUUAUGUACUUUGGGUAAUAUAUCAUCACCAGAAAUGGCACGUGAUUUAUGCACUGAAGUUGAGAAAUUAUUGAGCAACUUCAAUACUUAUAUUAGAAAAAAGGCAGCGUUAUGCGCAAUGCGUAUUAUUCGUAAAGUCCCUGAAUUGCAAGAAAAUUUUAUAUCAAAAGCAAAAUCCCUUCUAAAUGAUAGAAAUCAUGGAGUUUUGCUUACCGCCAUAACUCUUAUAAUAGAAAUGUGUUCAAUCAAUUCAGAAGCUUUACAAACAUUUCGCAAGGCAGUUCCAUUGUUGGUUCGACAUUUAAAAACUUUGGUUUCUGUUGGAUUUUCUCCUGAGCAUGAUGUUGGUGGUGUGGCUGAUCCGUUUUUACAAAUUAAAAUAUUAAAGCUUUUAAGAAUUUUGGGUAAUGGUGAUUCUGAAGCUAGCGAGACAAUGAAUGAUGUUUUGGCACAGGUUGCAACAAAUACCGAGUCAUCAAAAAAUGCUGGAAAUGCAAUUUUAUAUGAGACUGUAUUAACUAUCAUGGAAAUUCAAUCGGAGAGUGGUCUUCUGGCAUUAGAUACUAAUGCAGUGCAACGACAUAGAAAUAUAAUACUUGAUUGUUUACGUGAUGCUGAUAUUUCAAUUAGAAGGCGUGCAUUAGAGUUAGCUUUUGCAUUAAUUAAUGAGUCAAAUGUUAGAGUUUUAACUCGUGAGUUGUUGGCAUUUUUGGAGGUGGCUGAUAAUGAAUUUAAACAAGGCAUGACCACAAAGAUUUGUUUGGCUACUGAUAGAUUUGCUCCUAAUAAAAGGUGGCAUAUUGAUACAGUAUUACGAGUAUUGAAAUUAGCAGGUAACUAUGUCCGUGAAGAGAUACUAUCAAAUUUCAUUCGACUUGUCGCUCAUACAUCAGAAUUGCAUGCCUAUACUGUACAGAGACUAUAUUCUGAUUUAAAAGAUGAUAUUUCUCAGGAAUCACUAACAUUAGCUGGUGUUUGGAUAAUUGGGGAGUAUGGUGAUGUAUUGAUUAAAGGUGGUAAUUUUGAAGAAGAAGGACUAGUAAAAGAGGUAACAGAGCCUGAUGUUAUUACUUUGAUUGAAUCAAUUUUAGCUGGACCAUAUGCAAAUCAAAUCACCAGAGAAUAUUCGGUAACAGCAUUGAUGAAAUUAACAUCACGUUUCACAAAUUCAUCUGUCAUCCAAACCAUUAAAUCUAUAAUUGAAAGAUACAAAUCCAGUAUAGAAGUUGAGAUACAACAACGUUCUGUUGAAUAUACUAACCUAUUUGAUUUUGAUAAUAUUCGAUCUGCCGUACUUGAAAGAAUGCCUGUACCUGAUUAUAAAGAAGAAUCUUCCACUUCACGUCCAGUUUAUGACAUAAUAUCUGAUGAGAAUAAUGGUAGUGGAAGUGGAACAAAUAGUGGUGAUAUUCUUUUAGAUUUUGAAAGUGAGGUAGUUGAUAGUGGUAGUAAUAAGCAAACAACUAUGCCAUCAACAUCUCAAAAUACAGCUGAUGAAGUAAUACGUCAAAUAUUGCUUCGCAAUCUAUUAAAUCAACGAUAUCAUGCAUUUAUCACAACAGAACUUGGUGGUCCAGAUCCAUAUGUGGCCUAUAACAAAAAUGGUUUUAAGAUUACAUUAAAACCAUCUAAAAAUAUUGACAACCCAAAUCUUCUUGAUAUUUUGGUUACGUUUUUGAACGUUGGAGUGGGAUCGUCUGUUCAAAAUCUUUUGUUCCAAGCUGCUGUUCCUAAAACUCAAAAAUUACAAAUGCAACCACCUUCCGCAACAACAAUUAUACCUGGUUCAUCAGCAACUCAAUUAAUUCGUGUUAUGAAUCCUGCAAAGACAAAUGUAAGAUUAAGACUUAGAAUCGUUUAUCAAACAUCAGCAGGUAGUAAAGUGGAUGAAAUUGCUGAAUUUAAUGAAUUUCCACAAGAAUUUUGGUAA